UGAUGGGUUUUCUCAUAUUUAUUCUUCAAAUAAUGGAUUUCCUGGCUUGGCCCCUACUUGCUCUGGGAUAUCCUCUAUAUGCUUCAAUCCGGGCGAUUCAGACUGACUCCAAGUAUCACAUGAGAAAGCUACUCACAUACUGGAUUAUCUUUUCUCUUUUCCACCACAUAUUUGACAAACUUAUUCAAUGGGUUCCUCUGUGGCCAUAUAUUAAAUUAAUAACCAUAUGUUGGUUGGUGAUACCGCAGUUUGAUGGCGCGUGUUAUCUUUAUCAAAAACUUAUUCAUCCAUGUUUGCUGGUGAAACUGCAUGAUGUUAUCACUCAGUUUUAUGGGUUUUGCUAUGUUUACCAACGCUUUCUGUAUGUAUGUUUGUCUGUCAACCUUCAAAUUGUGGCUGACCGGUUGAACAAGCCAAUGGAGGAUCCAUCUCUCAAGAAAGAAUCAUUUCUGACUACAGCAGAGAGGUAUCUUGAAGAAAAUGGAUCUGAUGCUUUGUUGAAACUUAUUGCAAACAAGUGCAAGGAUAAUAAUUUGAAUCAUCAUGCAGAAGAGAUCAAGACUACUGAUACUAGUGUGGAAGCAGGAUCACUUAUCCCCAACCAGACACUGUGUGAAGGGGCUCGUCCUGUUUGGCAAGAUAUCAAACCGAUGGAACACAUGGCAAAAUAUGAAGCAGCUCAACCCAAACAAGUUAGAAGUGUGAGAGAAAAUCUAAUUUGGAGUGAGAAGAAAACGAUAGGAAUGCAGGUCAAGGAAACGGAGGUUCCAACAAAGCAGACAAUCCAGCUUAAUCAGGAACCAGCAAAACAUGUAGCCGCAGCACAAUCAGAGCACAGCAAUAAUGAAAAAUUGGAAGAAACGGUCCACCUAGCAGGUGUUGAUCAGCAAGAAAAUCAAAAGCAACUGAAGAAUGCUGAUAUUGCUGUUCAUAAUUCUAAGCUGUGGUGCCCUGGGGAGAUUGCUAUGGCUGCACAUCUUGAUGGGAUGGAGCACUUGGCCAAACACCAAUUACCUAUGAGUUCUAUGGCUGUGGCAAAGAGGUACCUUGAAGAGAAUGGAUCUGAUGCUCAGGAGAAACUUAUUACAAACAAGUCCAAGGCAGAACGGAUCCAGGCUACUGACACUUGUGAUAAAUCAGGAAUGCUCACCCCCAGCCAGGUUAAACGCCUGAAGGGAAAUCUAAUUUGGAUCGCGAAGAACACAGCAGACAUGCAGGUCAAGGAAACGACAUUUCCAGUACAAGAAAAACACGGUCCUAAUGAAAAACCUAAAGAAAAGCUUGAACUAGUAGCUACUGGACCACAUGAAAAGCUGAAGCAAGUGAUGAAUUCCGAUGGUGCUACACACAAUUCUAGGCUAUGGUGUGGUUUUUGUAACGUUAGAUGCUCUGGUGAGAUUGAUAUGGCUGCACAUCUUAAUGGGAGGAAGCACUUGGGAAAAGUGGUUAUUUUGGGUCCAAACUUUUACCCUAUUGGCAGAACAUAGGUACAAAAGAUAUGAAGAGACAAAUACUCUAUAUGGUCAUGUAGAUAUCUUUCUGAACAUCUGCACAACUUUAUCAGAAGGUGGCCACAUAUUAAACUUGAUAUUAGCCUGUUCUUUUAAGCAGUUCUUUUCUCUGAUUAGUUUUCAGAUUCUAAUUAUAGUUACAGAAUUACACUUUUUGAAUGUACUUAGUGUCAUUUAAUCUACUUUGUGGGAGGAAAUAAAUGUUGCACGAGACAAGUAGACAAAUCAAACGUCUUGUCCUGUCCAGACUGCAAUAAAGCAACUGA
This is a messenger RNA of Solanum stenotomum, 1777 nucleotides long. RefSeq lists its product as uncharacterized. The transcript has 9 exons. NCBI's taxonomy places the organism in Eukaryota, Viridiplantae, Streptophyta, Magnoliopsida, Solanales, Solanaceae. The coding region runs from base 3 to 1487 and encodes 494 amino acids. The record is from RefSeq and is a predicted model, not a curated record.